Messenger RNA from Physcomitrium patens, 2339 nucleotides. Its product is annotated as putative pectate lyase 5. Lineage: Eukaryota; Viridiplantae; Streptophyta; Bryopsida; Funariales; Funariaceae. Gene Ontology annotation, molecular function: pectate lyase activity. The record is from RefSeq and is a predicted model, not a curated record.
GGGAAAUCCAAAAUAAACAGACCGCUGCAAUCCCCCUGAGAUGUGAAGCCUCUGCUCUAAAUAUGCUUUCGAGGACUAUGACGUUCAGAAUUGCAGGUACUUCUCCGCUGAUUGUGUCACCGACCAUCUACAGACAUCUCACUCAGCGAUCGAGACACACAGAAUCGAAUUUAAUGUGCAGAUAGCCUUCGAAUCGCAGUAGUGUGCUUCAGUUCGUCUGCCACUGUUGUCUGUCGCCUUCGCGUUGUGAGUGUCGAGUAUCGGAGAUGGUACGGUUGACAUUGUCCCUUUUGGGGCUACUGUUGGUGUGUGCAAGGUUGGGGUAUGUCCAGUCCCAAGAUGACACCGUCGGCGCCACCGAGCCAGUGAUCUUCACGUUUGCUGACGAUUCGACACCUCAGUCCGCGAGCCUUGCGAAACAAAAUGAUACCUUCUCCAAUAUAGAUUCUCCUGCCCCUGCAUUGGAGAGCGAGGAAGGGAAACCAGAAUGGACAGUGGCCGACGAAUCGAGUGGAGACAUGGAUUCAUUAGCUUCUGAGAGCAAUGGCAAUCUCGUCGGAACUGCUGAUGACGACAAUACAGUGAUCCCGUCUCCUACCCAACCAGCAGCGCCGGAGGGACCAUCUAACUCUACGGACUCGAAGGCUGACGCAGACGGGUUUGACAUGGUCGAGGGUGGCGAUGACAAGGAGUUCACUACUGAGGAUUCGGACACGGAAGAGACGUCUUUCGCAGCGAGACACUCCUGCCAAACCGGCAACCCUGUGGACGAUUGCUGGAGGUGCGAUCGCAACUGGGCAUCAAACCGCCAACGGCUCGCCAGUUGCGCGGUGGGAUUCGGACGUAACGCAAUCGGUGGCAGGAACGGAAGAAUCUACGUCGUCACUUCUUCCCGCGAUGACAACCCCGCAAACCCUUCUCCGGGAACUCUCCGUUAUGCCGUGACGCGUCCCGGUCCACUCUGGAUUAUCUUCGCGUAUAGCAUGACCAUCAAGCUAAAGAACGAGCUCAUGAUCACAAGCUACAAGACUAUCGAUGGUCGGGGUGUGGACGUCCACAUUGCCGGAGGAGCCGGUUUUACGUUGCAGUUCAUUAGCAACGUCAUCAUUCACGGAAUCGCCAUCCAUGACAUCAAACCCACGGGACCAGCUAGGAUUAUGACCUCGACUAGCCAUGUCGGCAACCGCGGCCGUGCCGACGGAGACGCCAUCUCAAUCUUCACCUCCAAGAACAUUUGGGUCGACCACUGCUAUCUCGCCAGAGCCGCCGACGGGUUAGUAGAUGUGGUCAGGGGCUCCACUGCCGUCUCCGUGACCAACUGCUACUUCACCCAGCACAACAAGGUGAUGCUCCUCGGCGCGCACCCGCAAGACUACAUAGACAGGAACAUGUAUGUGACGGUGGCGUACAAUAUAUUCGGCCCUGGGCUCAUUCAACGGCUGCCAAGGGUCCGAUUCGGCAACGUGCACGUACUCAACAACGACUACACGUCCGGGUGGGGAAUAUACGCCAUCGCCGGAAGCGAAGGGCCCACGAUUCUCUCUCAGGGUAACGUCUUCAACAGCUACAAGGGUUCCAAGCAGGUCACGAAGCGCAUCGACGACGGCGGCUCCACAAUGGGAGGCCCGAAGAACUGGAAUUGGCGAUCCGAGGGGGACAAGUUCCUCGAUGGCGCAUUCUUCACUAGCGUGCCCAUGAAGUGGUCCGCCCAGAGCUACUCCAAGACGGUGAGUUGCUCGGCUCGCCCCGCUUCAAUGGUGGAGCGCAUGGUGAAGGGCGCUGGCCCUCUGAGCUGCCGCCGUGGAGCUGUGUGUUGAUCAACUUUGCUGCGGAGUGCCAUUGCUCUCUGCUUUGUAGAUUACGGCGCCUUGUUGUGUGAUGUUGGGGCUGUGUGUUCCGAGCUGCAGCCAUCCGCUUGGUUGCCGAUUGUUGGUUUGCUCUCUGUUUCUCAAAAACCAUUGAUCCUGGAGAUAGUUUGUUGAAAUUAUGCAUUCGCAUAUAAUUGCUUUGAUUCUACGCAGAAUGUGUGAUUGCUUCUCUUAGCGCCAUUUCUUAGCCAAUCAGUUCAUUUCUAGUUGUCGGUAGCUGACAUGAUGAAGCUGCUCAGUAGCUCCGUGUUAAUGUAGAGCCUCUCCGGUCUCCCUCCGACAAUACAAAAUUCAUCCCAUUGUUUGCGAAUGAGCACAAUCUUGUGUGUAUUUCUCUACUUCACUCGUCGCCGUUGUUGCAUUUCCUGUUUGUGCUCUUCAGCCCUCGAACUUGUCCGAGAAUAUACGCAACAAUGGUGCUCGGAUCUCACUGUGAUUCUGCUUCUCAAUCAAUACUAGAUCGUUGCUGAA